AUGGCUGAAGAACGAGAUUUCGCUGCUGAGGCACUCGCGCCUGAAGUAGAUGCUCCCUCUUCCAGCGGUCCCGCUCCUCCGUUUCCCCGACAGGCCUCAGAUUCCGUCAUCCCCCCUUCCGCGAAUCUUCAGGACCCGGCUUAUCUGCCUCAUCCACACACCUGGGCCAGAUCAAUGCUGCGCGCCGCGGUGGGCCUUCACCACACCAACAACCCUUGA
Molecule: messenger RNA, 219 nt
Organism: Penicillium robsamsonii
Lineage: Eukaryota; Fungi; Ascomycota; Eurotiomycetes; Eurotiales; Aspergillaceae
Exons: 1
Coding region: 1-219 (72 amino acids)
Source: RefSeq, a predicted model, not a curated record